AUGUGGAGCGGUGGCUCUCAGAGCUGCGAUGUUCCGCGCUUCCUGGAAGAGCAAAAGGCGAAACAUGGAUGUUUUCUUGCAUGUGUGAUCCGAAGGGCUUCUCUUAGCGCGUUUUCGUGUGGGCUCUGGAGAGAGGAGGCUGUGGGAGGGAGGGGAGGGAGGGGCGACAUACCAGAGCCUGGGAAAACUGAAAAGUGGGAGCUUGGACUUGGCAACGAAGCCCUGGAUUCACCUAGAAGAUGUGAGACAGAUUCUCCAGUCCAUUCUUCAUCUGUCUCAGAGAGAGAUUCAUGCAAAGGGAGCAAAAGACAGAGAUAUGGAGUCCUCAGCAGUGAUUCCUUUUCCUCUUCCGAUGAUGAUGAUGAUUUUGAAAUACAGAAGAAAAAGAGAAAUUUAAGGAGGUUAAUGAACAGAUCUCUUCUGGUCAGCUUUCAGAAGUGUGCCUCAACAGGAGUUGACAAGGAUACCAUGAAAACUGGAGGAAGUCUGGCUGACAUGGAACAAAUGCAAAUAGAUGGUUCAGUACAGUUUGAUGGCGUGGGUGGUCUUUCUGACCACAUUUCAUCUUUAAAAGAGAUGGUCAUUUUCCCAUUGCUUUAUCCCGAAAUCUUUGAGAGAUUGAAAAUUGAACCUCCAAGAGGCUGUCUAUUCUAUGGUCCACCGGGGACAGGAAAGACACUGCUUGCUCGUGCACUUGCUAAUGAGUGCAGUCAAGGUGACAUGAGAGUGACCUUUUUUAUGAGAAAAGGUGCUGAGUGCCUGAGUAAAUGGAUAGGAGAAUCUGAACGACAGCUUCGUACAUUAUUUGAGGAGGCCUACCAGAUGCGACCUUCAAUUAUUUUCUUUGACGAGAUUGAUGCUUUGGCUCCUGUACGGUCCAGUAAACAAGACCAAAUUCAUAGCUCUAUUGUGGGGACACUUCUGGCACUUAUGGAUGGCUUAGCCAGCAGAGGAGAGGUUGUGGUGAUAGGAGCCACCAACAGACUGGAUUCUAUAGAUCCUGCUUUGCGAAGACCUGGGCGCUUUGAACGAGAAUUCCGCUUCAGUUUGCCAAACAAAGAGGCCAGAAAAGAAAUUUUCAAAAUUCACACACGAGACUGGAAGCCGAAGCCUUCCGACCACUUACUUGAAGAGCUGGCUGAAGAAUGUGUUGGAUACUGUGGUGCUGAUAUUAAAGCCUUAUGUGCCGAAACUGGUCUCUGUGCUUUGCGGCAUCGCUAUCCUCAGCUAUACGAAAGCAGACAGAGACUGCAGAUAAACAUGGAUUCAAUUAAAAUAAAAGCAAAUGAUUUUUCCAUGGCCAUGCAGAAGACUGUUCCAGCUUCACGGAGGGCUGUGCCUUCCCCUGGGCAAGCACUAUCAGCUAUUUCAAAGCCACUGUUAGAAGACACCCUGGAAAGGAUUUUACAAACCUUGCAGAGAGUAUUUCCCCAUGCUGAGCUUGCACUAAAGAAGGACCAACAGCAAGGCUCUUUAAAUCCUGUUUUAGGAAAUUAUGUGAUUGAUAGUGAUGAGGAAUCACCAACAAUUUCUGAAGAGAAGCAGACCCAUAAAACAUGUGAUCACAAGAAGGCAGAAUUCCUCACUUUCAGCAGAAAUCCUCGUGACCAACCAACAUCUUACAGGCCACGCUUCUUGCUAAUUGAAGAGCCAGGAUCUGGGCAAGCUUCUGAUUUGGCAGCUGCAGUAAUACAUUCCCUGGAGAAGUUUCCAAUUUAUUCACUAGAUACACCAACUUUGUUUGCUAGCACAUUACCAGAUGAGACAUGUGUACAGUUGAUGCGAGAAGCUCAGAGAUCAGCACCGAGUAUCAUAUAUGUCCCACAAAUCCCUUCAUGGUGGGACACUAUUGGAACUACACUGAGAUCUGUUUUUACAACACUACUGCAGAACAUCCCAAGGUUUACUCCAGUUUUAUUCCUUGCAACAUCUAAUGUACAACUGAGAGAUCUCCCAGAAGAGAUAAAAGCAUUGUUUAAUAAUGAAUAUGAAGAAGUUUUCAGAAUCCCACGUCCAACCUGUGCUGAGAGAAGACGUUUUUUUGAGGACUUAGUUAUGAAGCAAGCUGCUCAACCUCCUGCAUUAAAAACCAACACAACUUGCCAGCCUUUGGAAGUGCUGCCUGUAGCACCACCACCUAAGCCUCGAAAGCUGACAGAGGAAGAAAUAAGACAGUUGGAAGAGCAGGAAGAGGAUACACUGCGUGAACUCAGGAUUUACUUAAGAGAUGUGGCUCAAAGACUUGUCAUUGACAAACGUUUCAAAGUGUUUACAAAGCCCAUUGUCUCAGAGGAGGCACCCAAUUACAAGGACACCAUUAAACAGCCCAUGGACCUCUUGACAGUUCUCUCCAAGAUUGACAUGCACCAGUACUUAACAGCAAGAGAUUUUCUGAAGGACAUCGAUCUAAUCUGUAACAAUUAUUUAGACUACAAACCAAAUAAAGGGCCUGCAGAUCAUUUCCUGAGGCACAAAGCUUGUACUUUGAGUGAUACUGCAUAUUCCAUAGUGAGGAAUGAAAUGGAUGAAGGGUUUGAGCAACGCUGCCAAAAAAUUAAAGACUCUCGUAAGGAAAGAGGUAUGUUUUUUGAUGCUCAGGAUUUUAGACUUGUCUCACGCUUUGUAACCAUUCACACAAGACCCAAUUCUUUGCUCUGUGGGUAUAAGAAAGCAAACCCAAAGUGUAAUGAGAAAUGGAAGAUGCCCACAGCACCUGUGGACACUAGUGCCUCCUGCUCUAAUGAUAAGUCAAAAAGAAAAUGCAAAAUGAAGGAAGACUCUUCAAGUGUCUCAGUAAAGAGGGAGAAUGUUCAGUUUGUAUCCUCCCAGGACAGUCCUAUGAAAGAACAUGAAAAUGUACUUCAAGGACAACAGAAAAAUGUGACAGAAAAUGAAAGUGCGAGAGUGACCCUUGUGGCUAAAUCCCCUGCUGGAGAAAAGAGUGUUGUGCUUCCUGAAUGUUCAGACCUAAGAGAGGAGAGUGAAAUGCCAGAUUGCCAAAUAGCCAGAACUGUUGAAGAUGCAGGCUCAAGUGAUUCACAAGUACAUCAUACAACUUGUGUGGGACAUUCUCAAGGGGAUGAGCAACUGCAAGUAUGUGAAGAAGCAAAGAAAAUUCACACACAGGGAGUGUCUGUGGAUUACUCCGAACUUAGACGAGUGCUGGAUUUGGUCAUUGUGGCAACUGAGAAUGUCAGUAUAUCUCGCAUGGAAAGACUCUAUGCUCUUCUUAGCCAGUGCAUUUACCGACAUCGGGAAGACGAUGACAAAACUGAGUUAGUGAAGGCAAUGGUGAAAGAAAUUGCAAUGUUAAGUUAUCUGUGA
Molecule: messenger RNA, 3324 nt
Organism: Melospiza georgiana
Lineage: Eukaryota; Metazoa; Chordata; Aves; Passeriformes; Passerellidae
Product: ATPase family AAA domain-containing protein 2-like
Biological process (GO): positive regulation of transcription by RNA polymerase II
Cellular component (GO): nucleus
Molecular function (GO): ATP binding; ATP hydrolysis activity; histone binding
Source: RefSeq, a predicted model, not a curated record